UGCCCGAGCUAGCCCCGGUGCCUCGCUCCCACAUUAAAGGGCGUUGGAAAAUCUUGCAGCCGCCGGAGCCAUGAAGACGCACUUCUGCAUCCCGGUGUCCCAGCCGCGCCCCGACGCGCUGGGGGGCCGCUACGUGCUGUACUCGGUGUAUCUGGACGGGCUCCUCUUCUGCAGGGUGCGCUACAGCCAGCUGCACCGUUGGAACGAACAGCUGAAGCGGGUCUUUGGAAAUGGCCUGCCACCCUUCCCACCAAAGUACUAUCUAGCAAUGACUACAUCUAUGGCUGAUGAGAGGAGGGAGCGGCUGGAACAGUAUUUGCAAAAUGUCACCAUGGACCCAAACGUGUUGAGAAGUGAUGUCUUCAUUGAUUUUUUAAAACUGGUACAGCUGGACACCUUUAGCAUCACUACCAAGAAAGCCUCUCUGGAUAUAUUCCUGCCUGAUGGAAAGAGCAUCAAAGUUGAAGUUCUAACAUCAGAUACUGCUGAGAGAGUUCUAGAGGUGGUAUCACACAAAAUUGGACUGUGUCGGGAGCUCCUGGACUACUUCGGCCUAUUUCUCAUUCAGUUUUGCAAGGAGGGCAAGCUCUCUGUCAUGAAAAAAUUGGCAGACUUCGAACUCCCCUAUGUCAGCCUUCGAAGUUCUGAAGUAGAAAACUGCCAGGUUGGACUCAGAAAGUGGUACUUGGAUCCAUCCCUCGACGUUGUGCUGAUGGACUGCAGAGCCGCCGUGGAUCUGAUCUACAUGCAGGCAUUACAAGACAUUGAAAAAGAAUGGGCCAAACCCACACAGGCGCAGAGGCAGAAAUUAGAGACUCUCCAGAAGGAAGACAACCAAACAAAGUUUUUGGAGCUGUCCCAGGAGGUACGACACUACGGCUAUAUGCAGCUGGACCCUUGUACAUGUGACUACCCAGAACCUGGCUGUGGGACUGUCCUUUCUGUUGGCAAUAAUGAGAUCAGCUGCUGCAUAACCCUGCCAGAUAACCAGACCCAGGAUGUCACUUUCCAGAUGAACAGAGUGAAGUGUUGGCAAGUCACCUUCCUUGGUACGCUGUUGGAUGUGGAUGGGCCCCAGCGAACUCUCAACCAGAACUUAGAGCUCAGGUUUCAGUAUAGUGAGGACAGUCACCGGCCAUGGUUUGUUUUUUAUACCAAACAGGCUUUUUUACUGAGUAGCUGCUUGAAAAAGAUGAUCUCAGAAAAGACAGUAAAGUUGGCUGCAGAGAACCCAGAAAUGCAGAUUGAAGUUCCAGAACAAGGCAGAAGUAAAAAAUACUUUCAACAAAGCCAGAAAGACUAUUCUAAUUUUCUAUCAAGAAAAAGCAAGAUUAAGAUAACCAAAAUUGACUGUGUUUUUGGAAACAUUAAAGAAGAAGACCUUUGAAGAGAAAAUCUCACUCU
Molecule: messenger RNA, 1404 nt
Organism: Talpa occidentalis (Iberian mole)
Lineage: Eukaryota; Metazoa; Chordata; Mammalia; Eulipotyphla; Talpidae
Gene: SNX31
Product: sorting nexin 31
Exons: 14
Coding region: 71-1387 (438 amino acids)
Biological process (GO): intracellular protein transport
Cellular component (GO): early endosome
Molecular function (GO): phosphatidylinositol binding
Source: RefSeq, a predicted model, not a curated record